AGCGGGCGGCCGUCUGCGCUCACUUGUUCGACACUCACUCGCCUGGAGGUUUCCCCGCCGGCCGCGUCCCGUCCGCUCGCUGCGAACCAGGAGUACCCUCUGCGCGCCCCUGGGCUCCGCUCUGGCCCCGCUGCGCGAGACGCAGCUCUGCCCGACGGCGACAUGGGUUUUCCCCCAGUCCCGGAGGCUGGCAGCCGGCGCUGGAGGCCUGUGCUCCUCGCCUUCUUCCUGGCUGCCUCCCGAGCAGGCCUGGUGACAGCGUUCAAGAUUGCCACGCCCUAUUCCCUGUACGUGUGUCCUGAGGGGCAGAACGUCACCCUCACCUGCAGGCUCUUGGGCCCCCUGGCCAAAGGGCACGACGUGACCUUCUACAAGACCUGGUACCGCAGCUCGCGGGGCGAGGUGCAGGUCUGCUCAGAGCGCCGGCCCAUCCGCAACCUCACGUUCCAGGACCUCCACCUGCACCACAGUAGCCACCAGGCCAACAGCAGCCAGGAUCUGGCCCAGCGCUAUGGGCUGGAGUCGGCCUCCGACCACCAUGGCAACUUCACCAUCACCAUGCGCAACCUGACGCUGCUGGACGGCGGCCUCUACUGCUGCCUGGUGGUGGAGAUCAGGCACCACCACUCGGAGCAGCGGCUCUUUGGGGCCAUGGAGCUGCAGGUGCAGAGAGGCGAAGAAACACUAUCCAAGUGCAUCGCGUACCCACCCUCCUCCAACGAGAGUGAAAGCAUCACGGCUGCUGCUCUGGCUACGAGCGCCUGCAUUGUGGGUAUUCUCUGCCUCCCCCUCAUCCUGCUCCUGGUCUACAAGCAAAGGCAGGUGGCCUCCAACCGCCGUGCCCAGGAACUGGUGCGGAUGGACAGCAACAACAUUCAAGGAAUUGAAAACCCUGGCUUUGAGACCUCUCCACCUUCCCAUGGGAUGCUGGAGGCCAAGCCCAGGCAGCCCCUGUCCUACAUGGCCCAGCGGCAGCCUUCUGAGUCUGGGCGGCACCUGCUGUCUGAGCCCAACACUCCUCUGUCUCCACCGGGCCCUGGGGAUGUCUUCUUCCCCUCCCUAGACCCUGUCCCUGACUCCCCAAAUUCUGAGGCCGUCUAAACCAGCUGGGGGCCCGUGGGUAGUUGUGGCUGGGCCUGGGGCAGGGGCAUUUGAGCCAGGGCUGGCCCUCUUACUGGUCCCUUUGGCCCUGGUUUCUUCCCUCCAAGCUGUAAGCUCAGACUCUUUGAAAUACCCCUGAUGGCCAGAUCUUCCACCUCUCUGGAUGGCAGAAGGGAGAAGGUGUUGGACAGUCCAGCCCCUCUCUCAAGGAUGGUGAGAGGCUUGGAUCCCACCCCAGGGACCUGAAAUUCACCAGCUACUGAUGCCAGAUGACCUCUGUUCUCAAAGCCCCAGGACUGCCAGCUCCCGUGGCAGCCUCUCUCUCUCUGGGACAUAAGCCCUGAGACCUGAGAGUAUAGAUGCGCACUGGGCAGACCUCCCAGUGCCACCCUCCAGGCCCGAGACACAAGGUGUGCAGAGACUCUUCCCACUGCGGUGGGCCUGGCUCCCCAUUCCCGCCUGAGACUGCUCAUCCAUCAGACUCACUCUUUGUAAUCAUGAGGCUCUGGGGCUAGGCCUGCCUGACCUGGCUGCCUUCUAACCAGCAGACUCUCUGAGGGGCUAUCAACUGGUUAAACAAAUCUGGGGUUCCCACUGCCUGUACUCUGGGUCCCCAGAAUGCACUGGCCGGAAGCCCCAAAACAGGAAGUACACCCUGGGGCACGGUGACCACUGUGAGCCAACUGGCAUCUUGGGUAAUGGGAGCCAGGUCAGAGGUUGUACUGCCGCCCGCCAUAGUGGUGAGUGGAGGGAGAGUGGGCUGGCGGGGGGCGUGGGCCUGCUGGGAAGGUUCAGAGGAGAGGGCUCCUCCCCCUCUCCCUGUGGUCAGGAGAGCUGGUGACCACAUAAUGUACUGCCCAAACUAUGACGACUUUUCAGUGUGAAGAGGGGGUGCUAUUAAAAACUACGUGGGUGACAGUGUAAAAACCCCACGGACAGAUUGUAAGAGCUGGGUUGAAAUCCCUACUCUGCUUCUGAGGUGCCUGAGGCCCAGGGAGCCCUCCACCGCCACCCCCAGUCUUCGAGGACCUCUGUUCCAGUCACUCUCCACUGAGCCAUCAGGGCAGCGGGACCCUGUUGGGUGGGAGGAGCGGGCGUGUCCACAGAAAGUCUGGGCCUGCUCUGCCCUAGACCCUCUGCUUCCAUCUCCUGCUUCAGGCAUGACCCAGGUUUGUCUUUAUAUACAAAUAGGAGGGGAAUCCUUUGUGGAAUUUCAAUUAAAGAGUUUUAAAGCGCGGAGAGGAGUGGGGAGGGAAUCUCUGUACCCUGUGGGGUGAAAAUGGGUGGUGGGGCCAUUUGAACUAGACAGGCACCCUGGGCACUGCCCUGUGGAGCGUGUCAUUUCAACUGGGCAUUCGUCUGCCAGCAGCCUACACUGGCUCUGCUGAGCUGGGCCUGGGUGCUGAGAGCCCGGGCUUCUGGCCAGGAUAAUGGCCCAGCAGGCAGGGAGAUGCUCCCCCUGGCUGGGAUGGGGAUGGGAGAGGAGCAGCAGCAAUGAGCCCCGGGCCUGCACCUGGAGCCACGGAGCUCCCUUCUCAGGUCCAAGGCUGUGGGCCAGCGUGGGCCCUGAGCUGUACAGGGGGCUUGGGCCUCAAGACUGCACUGACGCCUCCAGUGGCCAGAACACUGAACCCUGGCUCCUGCUUUGUCCCUGGGGGUCCACUCCUGUUUUCUUUGCUGCUGUGGACACUCAGUGCCAGCUGCCACAAAGAGAGGGUGCUCUCUUCACAGCUUGUGGGGUCCCAGGGGCAGGGAUGGGCAGGGUAAUACUUGCUCAAGGCAGGGCCAGGCUACCCCUGGGGUUGAAGGACAAGCCCACAGACUAGACUCCUCAUCCCCCAGUUCAGAAAGAAUGUUCCUGCCUGGUGGGGAGGCUGGCCUGGCCCAAACCUCAUCUCUGACCUCAAGGCAGAGACAACUUCUAAGAAUUUGGCUGCCAGACCCCAGGCCCACCUGCCGCUGUGUGGAGAAGGGAGGAGGCCCUGGAGUAGAAAGACACCACACUUCCUCCCCAGCUUCCUCCUGCGUGGCCUCGAGCUCGUCUCUGGACACUUACUAGUGAACGUAUAGCUUCGUGGUUUCCUGUUUUCAGCGAAAUUUACUCUGAGCUCCAGCCUCCAUCUUCAUCCACGACAACACAUCCUGUCCCUAGCAACCCUAAAAGCACUCCCUGCUACCCCAGUGCUGUGGGGAAAGGCAGGGUACCCGGGCUGUCCCUCUGCGCUCGCCUCGGGUGGCAGUGCCUCUGGAGAUGCCUGUGGGCUGAAGGGGUGGGGAACAGAAUGGGGGAGCCAGAGCACGGUGCCUGCCUUUAGGGAGCUGGGAGGAGCCCUGGGAGGGAAAUUUGUUUUUAGGCACUAAGUCAUUGUUAAGAGAGGUAUCAGGAAUUAUGGGGCCUGUAACCUCUUUCUCGAUGCUCACAUUUAGUAAAGAUCUCCUGCCUGUAUUUCCUGCAAGUGAGAGAUGAAGGGAAUGAGACUGACCCUCUCUGAAAACACACUGCAGAGACCACUGGAGAUGCUGCUGUUGGAUCAGGGGCGCCCUGCCUGGGAGUCUGUGGUGUUAGACUAGGGUGGGUAUGCAGGAACCCCUGGGGGCCCUGCUCAGAAGACCAGCCCUGGGGACACUGUGGCUCCUGCCUGGCCAGAGCUCCCUCCUACACGUAGCAACCUGGGACAGAGGAGCUAACGCAUCACCUUCUUCAGGGAGUGCUCUGUGGUGCAGGAAUCGGGGGCUGCAGAGGCCUUGUCACCCUCCACCCUGGCUGGGGCACUGGUGCCCUGCCUCCUGGAAGAGGCCUUCCGGGUGUCAGCUCGAGCUGACAGGGCUGGCCUAAUUGUGCUGGGGGCUGGGCUAAGAUUUGCUCAGGGAACUCAAAGGGAAUAACAGUGGUGGAAAGAGGAACUGGGGAUGGCAGCCAGGCUGCUAGGUGCAAAGGGCACUUAAGAAGCUGAUACUCACAGCUCAGAUGAACUUCCGUCCCAGCCCAUCAGAAGCGCUGCCCAUCCAGUCCUCCACUGGGACCGUACCCGCUGCAUGGCUGCCUCUCCUGCAUGGCCCCUGUGUUUCCCUAACUGUUUUGGAGGUUAGGGAACUGUUCUGCAGUUCUAGGGCAGGGGUCCCAUAACAGCCUGCCCUUUGGACCCUGUUGCAGAGCUCAUGACCGAAACGUAGCCACUGGGUGAUGGGCUGAAGCAGGAUGCCAGGGUUCCGUUCUCUGGACCACUCAGACUGGCUCUAGUUUCCUGCAGCUUCGUCUGGGCCUCGUGGAAUCUCCUCAACAGCAAUGGUGCCCUGAGCUUUUGCAGGCCAAGGGACAUGGGUUUUACUUUGUUUUGCAAUUCUGAUCUCUUGGUAUGGCUUCCUGGGAUUCUCAAGUAUCAAUAUAGUUCAAUGGGAAAGUGCUGACAUCCGCUACCGAUGCCUGCCUUGGGCACAGGAUAGGGAAGGGCAGUAUGUGUUCUGUAUCUUUGCUCUUCUGUGAUAAUACUCGGGGUUUUCCAAAACACUUUCUCAGGUGUUAUGACUUCUUUGGUUCCUACUCACUCCCUGCUCCCACAGAAAACCCAGGAAGGUUUUAUUGUUCCAUUUAAUGCACAGGAAAACUGAGGUUCCAAAAGGUUUGUGUCAUGUCACAACUGAAUGUGGAACCAGGACUGAAGUCUGCGUCUCCUGAUUCCCAGUCCUGUGCUCCUUUCUCUGCACCGAAGCAAGUCACCUUACAGGCCAGGACUUGGACUUGCUUACUGUGCACACCAGGCCCGGGGGAUGAGCCUGUGCCCACAAGCCCAUGGCUCCACUCCUUCCACAUCAGUCUUUUCUCUCCCCUUCCUGCCUGGCAGCCCUGAAGCCACAUGACUCCCAGGGGGCACGGCAGCCUGUGCACCCACUUGCUCGUGGGCGGGGAAUGGGGAAGGUAGGAAUUUGUCUACCCACAGAGCCUCAGGGUCUCCCGGAGGAACUGAGCCAGUUGCUUGUGUAGCAUUUGGGCAACUGCAGAACAUUCUCGAGAAGCAGGGCUACAGGAAGGGCCUGGCUUGAAUCAGGCUGGGCCAGAGAAGGCUGGCUUACUUGGCGUGCAGCACGGGGAAGGGGCUGGGUUGGCAUUUUCCUGAGCUUGAGCAAAGGGAAGCAGGCUUCAUAAACAGCAGCAGGAUCCAAGUUUAAUAAAGGCCCUGGGCGCCCUGGGCCUUAAAAAUACGAGGUGAGCUGACAAGAGCAGCAUUCCCCACUCACAGACUUUUGUGGGGCCAUUGCUGGCAGCUCUCGUACCAGAAGUGGUGGGAGAUGUCCUGUCUUUCUGCCUAAACAGGUGUCUUCUGCAGGUCCCCACCAGCCUGAGAAGCCAGGGCUGGUUAUCUGGGACUGUCUGACCUCUGGCUGUGAUUCGUACAGCAGGAAGGUCCCCUCAGAACCUCCCUCUCCCCAUCCCCCUGCCAAUGUGCCAUUGUGGCUGGGGCUCAGCUUCUGACCUCCCAGUUGCCUCCCGUCCUUCCUCCCUGGCCCAGCCCUUCCUCUCGCAGAGGCCUCCUGACGGCCACUCAGAUCCCUCCCCCAAGCCUGGCCGGCCUGCCUGUGGCCUGGAGCAAGGCUGGGGACUGAGGCUGUACGAUGACUUCCCUUGCUGGGUGGUACACCAUUGUGUGACCGGCCUGGUGGCCCGGAUGCCCCUUGCAGCCCAGCUGUUCUGAGCUCUGGAUGAUACGGGGCUGAGAGCGGGGUGGGGAUGGCCUUGGCUGUUUGUAGGAAAGCUCUGCUCUCAGGAAAUGGGUGGAGGAGAGCCCAGGGAGAAAAGAAGAGACGGGAGGGCUUGCAUAUAGGAUUUCUCUUGGUUUUAGGGAGACUUUGUAGCCAAAUCCCACCUUCCUGCUUAGGAAGCCUUAUCCUUUAAGACAUGGAGGCAAAUGCCUUGUCCAGCGCCUUCCAUGGCUCCUGUCUCUGAACUUCUAGCACUCUGUCACAUCUGAGGGUUGUCAGCUCUCGGUUACGUGUCUAUUUUCCCCCCACUAACUGUAAGCUCUGUGAGGGCAGAGCUGUGUCCAACCCAUCUCUGACUUAUAGGCCUGGCACAUAUUUAGUGUUGAAUGAACGAAUGAAAUAAUGAAUUAAUAACUCUAACUUGCUCUUGUCCAACAGGAAGGUUGGUCCUAUGCUACCUCUGAGGGCUGGCUUGAACCAGGCAGAUAAUUAUAGGUGGGAACAAGAGGACUACAUGUGGGUCUGAUGGGUGUCUUUAGACAGAUGUAUGUACCCUGUUAAACCAUGGUGGCCUUUCCUGAAACUUUGAGAUGGCUUGUCCGAGGCUUCUUGGGGCUCUGGUUGGCCUAGGAGAGGCUGGAAUGAUCCUAACUCUCCUCCAGAGAAAUCUGCAAAAUAGCAGAGAAGGCCCCUUCACUGGUCACCUUUGGCUUGGGGGCACUCAUGACCCUGGCAGGUUCAUAGUCCAGACGUGACAGUCUGGUCAGUGGCAGCAAAUCUUCAAGGGUCCAGCACUCCUUGGAGACAAAUGCCAAUUCUGGGGAGCUGGAGGCAGUGGCUACAGGGUUCUAACUUAGCUGGGGCAGGAGGGAGUGAAGGGGAUGUCUGAGAAAGCAUUGGCACCAGCCCUUGGGGCCUGCCGCAGACACAUCAUGGGGAGAAUAUGUAGACAGAGAGCCCUGCUCUGGGCUCUGAAUGCUGCCCUGGGUCUAGACCACCUGCGGCUCCCCGGACCCGCCCUGGAUUAUCACUUGCUCUGAGGCCUUUGUUCGGGUUGAUGCCCAGAUCCAGAAUAUGCUUCCCCCCUUUGUUGUGCUAACUGUGACCUUCGACUAGACAGCCCAGGUGUCACCUGCCCCCAGGAAGCCUUCCCCAAGGCCCCACCUACACCUUGGCCUCACUGUCUCCCUUACUCGCUGCACUUCACUGUGGCACACUGGCUUCGUCUCUGUAUCUCUGGGGCCUGGCACAGAGUGGGUAUUCAGGGAAUGCUGGCUGGCUGAAUAGCUGAGCAAACAUGGUCCAGGGCUAAGUUCUCAACAAUGCUCCUGCGAUCCCUGCAUUUCUUUACUGUGGUGUUGCCAAAAAAAUAUCAAGUCAAAAGUGAUCUUUUCGCAACAUGAAGCAGCAGAAAAAAACUUGAAGGGAUGGAUUCAUUUUGACUUAAAAGUUUUCUCCUAGAAAUGUUUCCCCAGCUGGUACUUGAUGCUGUUUGGCUAUUACGAUAUUGGCCCAGGAGCCAUAUACACACAUGUGCAUACACCCCAUCCCUAAACUUGGUCAUCCUGAAGGUGUUUUCUGGGAGCAGAGUUAGUGAUGACCAGGAUGAGGAGGGUAGACAAAAGGAGCCUGCAUUUCUCACCACCCAAAUUCCCACACUCCUACCAGGGAGCUGGAACAGGCUGAGACCUGCUUCAAGGACGGCCAGAAUGCUCUGUGUGUCUGAGGAGGCAGUGCCUGUGGGUCUCCACUGGGCUCGGAUGGAUCUCUACAGAGGGUAUGGUCAACAGAUGAAACUUCUGACCAUGGGGACCAGCCCCAAGUUCUGUGGGGACUGCUUGGGGAGUAGCCCACUCAUUUUGGGUGGUUAAAUGUGGCUAGGGUGAUUUCACAUUUCUCAAAUUCUCAUUUCUUCCUGGGACCAAAAGGAAACCAGAUGUUGCCCCCCCAACUCAGGGUCUUAGAAUAUUAUGAGUCUCACCUACUGCCUCCCCGGGAAACUCUAGGACUGUGGGGUGUGGGGAAGCAUGGGGAGUGGGCAUGAGAGUGGUGUGUGCACUGGCCUAGGUCAGGAUGAAGAAGAGCAGCAUGACAAAUGCUGAGCUGCCCAUCUCCUUCUUGUGAACAGAGCCCUACUUUUAUUUGAGACAGUGUUAUAUGUGGCCUCCAAGUAAUAAGCCAAUCCCAACAAUCCUGUCCCUCAUUUUCUCCAACCUCCUUACAGCUAGGGUGCCCCUGAGUACCUCUUCUGGCCAAUGAGUCACAAGAGAACUCGAGAAUAGUUCCAGAAAAUUUUGUGCUUUCCUGAUAAAAAGGCAGAAAUUGCUUGCACGGCUCUUUGUUUUUUUCUUUUUUUGUUAUUUUAUGCCUGAAUGCUGACAUGAUGGCUGGAGCUAUAGCAACCAUGUUGCAACCAUAAGGGAAACAUUAGUUCUGACAUCACUGAGCACAAAAUCAAAGUUUGUAAUUCUCUGCAGAAUUGCUGUUAUGUGAUAAAAAUGUAUUCUCACUUA
This is a messenger RNA of Capra hircus (goat), 8312 nucleotides long. RefSeq names its product chromosome 28 C10orf54 homolog (gene VSIR). NCBI's taxonomy places the organism in Eukaryota, Metazoa, Chordata, Mammalia, Artiodactyla, Bovidae. Gene Ontology annotation, cellular component: plasma membrane. The coding region runs from base 163 to 1101 and encodes 312 amino acids. Gene Ontology annotation, biological process: positive regulation of regulatory T cell differentiation; negative regulation of CD4-positive, alpha-beta T cell proliferation; regulation of immune response. The record is from RefSeq and is a predicted model, not a curated record. The transcript is spliced from 7 exons.